AUCUAAAACAAGAAACAUAAAUCAAUGUACCCUGUUCUUCUUCUUCUUCUUCUUCCAGACCCAAUUCCGCCAUGGCUAAAACCAUAAAAUCUCUGGUUCACAACCAAAGCAAUGCAAAACACAACUUUGAAUCCAGAGGUUUCUUCUUGGACUACUCCAAAUUAAUUUCCCUCUCUUCCACGAAUUCCUCUUCCCUUGUCUCUCUGCAACCAAUAAUGGUUGAUUAUCUUAUCAGGAAUAACUUUCAACUCAUCUUCAAGCUAUUCUUUCUCCCUCCUCCUCGAUCCUUCAUUCUAUAAGAACACUCUGUUUUCUCCUCUUCUUCAUUCUCCAUCCCCAUGUCUCAGAACCUUCGACCUCGGAUCGCCAUCAAUGGCGGCGUCCACAGGACGACAACUCUUCAUUAUUACUGGUGUCGAAUCUGUCGACGAAUUAUCAGGAUCAGCUUCGGAAAUCCCCUCGAAAUUUCGAUUUCUUGCCCCUUCUGCUCCAGGCUUCUCCGCCACGAACUCGACGUAGCUAGGGCUCGAUUCCACGCCGAUCCUUCUGGUUUUCUCCCAAAUUCCUCUCGCCUCCCCGAUCCACGUCCCGAUUCUCGCCGGAAUUUACCUCUCUGGGGUUUUGAAAUCGACGACGGCCCUUCUCCAGAGUCGUGGAUUACUCUCCAAUUCUCCCGACCCCGAGCCCUCCCCGAAAGUUCCGAUGCGCCUCCCGAUUCGAGGCAGGAUUGCGGAAUCGAAGCGAUUCCGAGGGUGAAAAUUACAGAGUACCAUUUGGGGAAGGAUUCGAUUUGUCCAAUUUGUAAAGAGGAAUUUAGAAUCGGAGGAGAAGCGAGAGAAUUACCUUGCAAGCACUUUUACCAUUCGGAUUGUAUUGUUCCGUGGUUGAGGCUCCGCAAUACUUGCCCUGUUUGCCGCCAUACGCUGCAGAACAUCCCCGUCGCCGUCGCCGUCGCCGCCGCCGGGACUUUUGUCGAAGAAGGAGGCGGAAGGUGGAAUGGAUGGUGGAGCUCAAUCUGUUCGUGGUGGCCGUUCCGUUCAAUUGGUGGCUGGGCUCGCCGACUCCGGUAUGCUGAUUCCGGGGAUAGCUUCUUCGUCAUUGAACAUUCAUGGAUGUACUCUUGGCUGGCUAAUUGAGAUUCAUUCAACCACACCAGGUACUGUGUACUAUAUCAAUUAAUAUCAUUUCUAAUUUUUUUUCCCAAUAAUGCCCUGAGAACAGUUCAAUUGACAAGGACUCGGGAUCUCAUAUCGGUUUAGAAGUCUCAAAUUCGAAUCUUUCGUGAACUCCCAAUUAUAAAAAUAAAAAAAUAAUAAUAAAAAAUCUUCUCAA
Molecule: messenger RNA, 1332 nt
Organism: Momordica charantia (bitter melon)
Lineage: Eukaryota; Viridiplantae; Streptophyta; Magnoliopsida; Cucurbitales; Cucurbitaceae
Product: E3 ubiquitin-protein ligase RDUF2
Biological process (GO): protein ubiquitination
Cellular component (GO): cytoplasm
Molecular function (GO): ubiquitin protein ligase activity
Source: RefSeq, a predicted model, not a curated record